CUCUCAAUCUUCUUCGCUCUUUAAUGCCUCUCCCCCCGCCCUGCAGCAUUUUUACAAAAAUUCUGAAACACAAAAUGCAUUCAAAACCUCUCCCUCUCCUCCUCACCCUUCUCUCCCUCAUCUCUCUCUCCCACUCCUCCUCCUUCUCCUCGUGUCCCUACCAAUCCGACCUCCGCGUCCUCUCCCUCGCCUUCGCCUCCGUCUCCAACUUCUGUCCCCCCAUCCCCGCCCCGUCCCGUUGCGAUCCAAUCCAGUCUGUACUCCUCCCUUCGGAAAACCUCACCGGCAGCGUCUCAUGGAUGGUCCUCCGAAACCUCUCCGCCCUCCGAUCCCUCGACCUCUCCGGCAACGCCCUCCAGGGCUCCAUCCCCGGCCGCUUCUGGUCCCACCCCGCCCUCGCGCACGUCAACCUCUCGUCCAACCGCCUCGGCGGCGCCCUCCGCUUCGGUGCAGCUCAGUCUAAGAUAAUUCUUUCCCUCGACGUCUCCGCCAACCGAUUCACCGCCGUGUCGGGACUCUCGCGGCUCGCCCGGUUGGAGUACCUGGACCUGUCGCGUAAUUCGAUUGUCGGAGUGCUCCCCGAUGAUUUGCCGCCGCUCUCCGGGCUUCGGUUCUUGAACGUGUCGCACAACAACUUCUCCGGGCGGGUCGACGAUAUGCUGCUGAAGAAGUUCGGAAGGUCGGCUUUUAUAAAAGCCGGGAUUAAUAUUAAGUUCGUCGAUUCGGCCGCUUCUUCUCCUUCUUCUUCAGUAAUAAGGAACGCGCAAAGGAAGACGAUUCGGAAGCGGAGUGCGAGACUGAGUUUGAUAAUCGGGUUGGGUUUUGUUGCGUUGGUAGGAAUAUUAUUGUUUUGCAUGUUAUGCGCAGUGAGGCGUAGCAAGAAGGGAAAGGGAAAGGAGAGGAAGGACGUGGAGGAGGCUGAACGGAAAGAGGCGGAGACCGAGGGGCGGUGGGCGGCGGAGGCGGAUUGGGCUGAGCCGGAAAACGAUGCCGCCGCCGCAGCCGCCGCCUUCCGAGAACUUGCCCGGCUCCGCCACCCCAAUCUCCUUCCCCUCCUUGGCUACUGCAUUUCGGGGCCGAACAAGUUAUUGUUAUACGAGUACAUGGAGAGAGGAGACCUCCACCAAUGGCUACACGAGCUCCCGCCGGGGAGGCCCGACGUGGAGGACUGGAGCGGCGACACGUGGGAGCUCGGCGACGAGCGAAGGGCCACGCUCGGCGAUUGGCCCACGCGUCACCGGAUAGCGCUGGGCGUAGCACGUGGCUUAGCUUUCCUGCACCAGGGGUGGGCCGGGUCGGGCCGCGCCGUGGUCCACGGCCACGUGGUCCCGUCCAACGUCCUCCUCGCCGAGGAUCUGGAGCCCCGGAUCGCCGAUUUUGGGAAAUCGAGUGGGGCAACUCCGGAGGACGACGUGUACAGCUUCGGAGUAGUGGUCAUGGAGCUCUUAACGGGCCGGGCCGGAUGGGACGAGUGUUCGUUGGGCCCGGCCCGGGGAAUGGUGAGAGAAGGGCGGGGGUUGGAGGUGGUGGACCCCAGAUUGACGACCGACGGAGUGAGCCCGGAGACGGAGAAGGAGAUGGUAGAGUGCUUGCGAGUCGGAUAUCUCUGCACGGCCCAGUCGCCGGAGAAGCGGCCCACCAUGCAGCAGGUGGUGGGCCUUCUUAAGGACGUUCGGCCUGCCUCGGCCACGUCCUCGUCCGCUUCAUCUUGUUAGAAGUUAUCCUUUCUAUUUGGCCAAACUGUAAAGUGUAAUAUUUAUUGCCUUCUUGAUUAUUUUUUUGCUUUCUGCGGGGCGCGCGCGCGCUGUUGUUUUAUCAUGUUUUGAUUUCAAAGAUAUUGCCCUUGCAGUGAAGUAAUUUUGUUUUCCUCACCUGUU
Ananas comosus (pineapple) is the source of this 1877-nucleotide messenger RNA. RefSeq names its product probable leucine-rich repeat receptor-like protein kinase IMK3. The transcript has 2 exons. Gene Ontology annotation, molecular function: ATP binding; protein kinase activity; protein binding. Gene Ontology annotation, biological process: protein phosphorylation. Lineage: Eukaryota; Viridiplantae; Streptophyta; Magnoliopsida; Poales; Bromeliaceae. The coding region runs from base 24 to 1715 and encodes 563 amino acids. The record is from RefSeq and is a predicted model, not a curated record.